Molecule: messenger RNA, 3424 nt
Organism: Octodon degus (degu)
Lineage: Eukaryota; Metazoa; Chordata; Mammalia; Rodentia; Octodontidae
Gene: Fam219a
Product: family with sequence similarity 219 member A
Exons: 6
Coding region: 299-856 (185 amino acids)
Source: RefSeq, a predicted model, not a curated record
ACCGCAGUGGCUGAGCUGCUGACAGGAGGCGGCGGCGGAGGAGGAGGCGAGGCAAGACCUGCAGCUCGGCCAGGCCACCGCCGCGGUAGCGCAGGGCAAGCCCGCGGAGCCACGCCGGCCUUAGCCCGACUGUGAAUCUCGUGCCCCCAACCCACCUGUCUAUCCGCCUCGCUGCCUGCCCGCCCGAUUCUUCCGGGGCGGCCUAGUCUGCACCACCCGCGGGGCUCUUGGGGCCCCGCGCGGUCCAGUCGGCGUCCCCGGCUGCGCCCGGCCUCUGGCCCGCUCGCUUGCCGGCACCAUGAUGGAGGAGAUCGACCGGUUCCAGGUGCCCACCGCGCACUCUGAGAUGCAGCCGCUGGAUCCAGCCGCCACCUCCAUCUCAGACGGAGACUGUGACGCCCGGGAGGGUGAGUCAGUAGCCAUGAAUUACAAACCAUCCCCGCUCCAGGUGAAGCUGGAGAAGCAGCGGGAGCUGGCCCGGAAGGGCUCCCUGAAGAACGGCAGCAUGGGCAGCCCUGUCAACCAACAACCCAAGAAGAACAAUGUCAUGGCCAGGACAAGGCUGGUUGUUCCAAAUAAAGGCUAUUCCUCACUUGACCAGAGCCCAGAUGAGAAGCCCCUGGUAGCCCUUGACACGGACAGUGAUGAUGACUUUGACAUGUCCAGAUACUCUUCUUCCGGCUACUCCUCUGCUGAGCAGAUCAACCAAGAUUUGAAUAUCCAGCUGCUGAAGGACGGCUACCGGUUAGAUGAGAUUCCCGACGACGAGGACCUAGAUCUCAUCCCCCCCAAGUCUGUGAACCCCACCUGCAUGUGCUGCCAGGCAACAUCCUCCACCGCCUGCCACAUUCAGUAGCUGGCGGGGCCACUGCGGCUUCAUGGGAGAGGCAUGACCCCACUGGGCCAGGCUGAACGGGGCAGGGGCCGACCCCUCUCGCUCUCUACCUGCCCUAGGCCGUGCCUCCUACAGCCGCCAACCUCGUAACAGUCAUUGCUUCCUCCUAUGGUAGGACGUGUACCUCUGUGUGUUCCUGGAGCCGGAGAAACCAAAACCGGGGCUCUCUCCACCCCAGGGGGUGGCUAAGGAAGGGUGGGGUUCUUUGUUUAGUUAUUUGGGGGACCUCAUUCAGCAAACUCUCCUCUUCCCUAAGACUGCAAUCUCGGCACUUCGAAGCUUUGAGACUGGAUGGCAGGGAGAUCAGUGCUAAUAUGCAGGGAGAAGGAAAUCACAUAGUCUGGGGCUUGGCUCCAUCCCAGCAAAGCCAUGAAUCCCCCAGCCCCAACCUGACAAGGAAAGGGAUCUGGAGGGAGAAAGGCCCAAGGCAGUGGGAACAUAGCCUAGUGCCCCCUGGAAGCCCAUGUACCUCUUUGCGUUUUUCCCCUCAUCUCCAGAUGGCAAGCCUGUCAAGGAGGCCCCAGGAGGUAUCCUCCCCCACCCUUUAGAUCACUGCCUUCUUCUGCUUUGUCCCAUUCAGCCCAUUCCUGGCCCUCUGGCCCAUCAGGGUGUGGUAAGAGCUGUCCUCACUGGUCCCUAAUGCAUCUGUCUCUGCCUCCCCUGUCACCCUCACCCCCAACACUUCUGUCCAUUGCCCAAGCUGGAAGCAGAGUGUGAGCUCUACUUUAACACCCUACUCCUACCUUACCCAGCCCAAAGGCUGGGAGCCUGCUUUGUAUUAAAUCCCUUCAAAGAACAGGCUUAGGAAAAUACAGUGGGCUGAGCAGUGGCUGUGCAUGUAUGGCAGUGAGCACUGAGAGAGAGAGAGAGAGAGAGAGAGAGAGAGAGAGAGAGAGAGUCAGUGUCUGUGUCUCUUUGCUGGACCUGUCUCUCCAGAUUUCUCUUCCUAUCAUAGAUGUGUCAGUGUGACUAUGUGAUCUGUUUGCAGUUGGGAGAAGUUGGAAGAGGCUGCUCAGCACUGCAGUGGGCUGAGUCUGGCGAGGAGCCCGAAGCCUGUGUUUUGCUCCUAGCUCUGAGGCUCCAGAUGAUCUUCAGCAAGCUAUGUGCUGUCUCUGGGCUUCAAUUUCCCCAACUAAAAAAUAAACAGCAGCUGAAAUCCUCAAGGUCCUUUCAUACCCAAAGGAAUUUCUUCACAGGAAUUUCUGCAGAGGGGUAUGAGACCACUGUGUGUCUUUGAGUGUAUCCAGGGGCUCCCUAAGGUGUGUGUUCGUAUGGAAAGGGGAAGUACAUGCCAUCUGUGUAGAAGAGUUCUGUGUGUCUGCAAGUGUGAAUGUGUGCAGAGGUGUCUGCUUUAUGUAUGCGGCUGCAUGAAGUAUCUGUAGGUCAGGAUAUUUGUUCCGCUGCUUCUGCCACUAUUGCUGGCCUAGGGCCAGACACCAAAACAGCUAAGGAUAAAGAUCAAGGGAAGAGGUGAGCCUGCCUCAACGUGAAGGAAAGUGGAAGCACAUGUAGCCUCAGACUGUGUGUGCCUGUACCCGUGUACCUCCUCCACACAGUGAAGCAGUGUGCUGCCCCCGACCCCUGUGCCAACAGCCAACACACACUAGAGUACCCAUUGUUACAGACAGCACCACACACCCCUCUCUAGACUCUAGUCCUCGGAGGUAGAAUCUGGAAUUGGGGGGAGAAAGGGGCAAGGGGCCACACCAUCCCCUGCGCCUCAUCCGGAAGCUGCCAACUCCAAAGUAUUGGGUGCAACUCUAGUCCCUGUAUUUCUAACUCACCUUUAACUCUUCUAAUGCAGGGACUCUAGUCAGAUGAUGAAAAACUACCAAAGGGAAGCAAAGAAAGUAAAGGCAUCUUCAGGGCCCACAAGCCACAUAGUGGUCUCUACCUGAGCCCCUCUACCACCCUGGUAUUCUAGCACUACUGUCACCCGGGCCCCAGAGCCAGGCCUCCACUACCACCAUUACCUCCCUGGACUCCUUGGUUCCCUUUCUAUAACAUGGGUACCUCCUCUUUUUUAGACUUCUGCCUUUACUGUGUGACACUGGCCCACUGGUCAGUCUCUGUGGCCCCGAGGAAGCAGGGAAAAGCUCCUUUCCCACAGGACAUACUAGUUCCCUGGCAGGCACGGGCUUCAACUAAGGCAGCAUAACUAUGGCAGGGAGAGAGGACACUGGCAGCCGUAGCUUCUGUGUCUUGAGUUCAUGGUUCCCUCCUUUGCAUUCUAGGAGGCUGAUGGGGGAAAAGCCAAGGCCUUGGCUUGCCCUUGCCCUUGCCCCUGCCCCUACCUGUGCCCCUGCCCCAGCCCUGUUGUAGAUACUGCCUUAACACUCCCUUCACCCCAGCUGUGGCUGCUGCCCAGCCAGGUUUCUCCGUGCUCACUAAUUUAUUUUCAGGAAGGUGUGUGGAAGACAUGAGCCGUGUAUAAUAUUUUUUUUAACAUUUCCAUCGCAGUAUUGACCAUCAUCCUUGGUUGUGUAUCGUGUAACACAAAUAAUGAUAUUAAAAGCAUCAAACAAGUCA